This is a messenger RNA of Fulvia fulva, 447 nucleotides long. RefSeq lists its product as uncharacterized. The record is from RefSeq and is a predicted model, not a curated record. The coding region runs from base 1 to 447 and encodes 148 amino acids. NCBI's taxonomy places the organism in Eukaryota, Fungi, Ascomycota, Dothideomycetes, Mycosphaerellales, Mycosphaerellaceae. The transcript has a single exon.
AUGCACCAAAAAUCCCAACAACAAUCCCGCCUCCUCAGCCUCCCCCGCGAACUCCGCAACCGCAUCUACACCCUCACCUUCUGCUCCCACGUCGCCACAGUCUGUGAGCUCGGCGUAGUCCGCCAUGGAGGCAGCAUUAUCGGAACCUGCCAACUGGCCCGAGCCGAGGCGACGCCGCUGUACUACAAGCACAUUACCUUCCUGGUCCACGACUUCGGUGCGCUUCGGUACUGGCUGGGAGGAUUGGAUGAGGGCCGUCGCAAGGCUGUGAGUGGGAUUUUGUGGGUUGCUCCGAGGGUGUCGUAUGGACCUAUGCCGUCGGUGUUGAAUUUGAGAGAGGAGUUAGAGGGGUGGGAAUUGAGAUUGGGGAAGGGUGUGUUGGAGAGUACGGAGUUGGGGAUUUUGGGGGAGGGGUAUAGGGCGGACGAAGAAGAGGGUGAGGCAUGA